AUGCAUGUUUUGUUUUUGUGUGAAGGGAGUUGUUGGGCGUUCUCGACUGUGGGGGCAGUGGAAGGCUUAAACAAGAUCGUGACGGGAGAUUUAGUAACUUUAUCAGAACAAGACUUGAUUAAUUGUAAUAAGAAGAGUAAUGGUUGUGAGGGAGGCAAAGUCGAGACUGCCUAUGAGUUCAUCAUUAACAAUGGAGGUCUUACUACCGACAAGGAUUAUCCUUAUAAAGCUGUUAAUGGAGUUUGUGACGGGCGCCUCAAGGACAACAAGAAUAAUGUUAUGAUUGAUGGGUAUGAAAAUUUGCCCCCAAACGACGAACUCGCUCUAACAAAAGCGGUUGCUCACCAACCUGUGACUGCCGUGAUUGAUUCCAGCACUCGGGAGUUUCAGCUUUAUGAAUCGGGAGUUUUUGAUGGAACGUGCGGAACAAACCUAAACCAUGGAGUUGUUGUGGUCGGAUAUGGAACCGAGAACGGUCGUGACUAUUGGAUUGUGAGAAACUCAUGGGGCAAUACAUGGGGAGAAGCUGGCUACAUGAAGAUGGCUCGCAAUAUUGUGCAUCCAAGAGGUUUAUGUGGCAUCGCGAUGCGAGCUUCAUACCCGCUCAAGAACUCGUCUUCUACUGCUAAAAGCUCUCUCGUCUGA
Arabis nemorensis is the source of this 645-nucleotide messenger RNA. NCBI's taxonomy places the organism in Eukaryota, Viridiplantae, Streptophyta, Magnoliopsida, Brassicales, Brassicaceae. The record is from the annotation of a GenBank genome assembly.